Molecule: messenger RNA, 1255 nt
Organism: Venturia canescens
Lineage: Eukaryota; Metazoa; Arthropoda; Insecta; Hymenoptera; Ichneumonidae
Exons: 2
Coding region: 750-1094 (114 amino acids)
Source: RefSeq, a predicted model, not a curated record
ACGUCGGUCAAGCUUCGAAUUUCAAUGUCGUAGGAGCACGCGUCGAAUUCCUUAUGAUAUGGGUUUACGCCUGGACGUGUGCAUUGUAAAGGAGAAGCUUGCGUUAUAAUUGAAUAGAGUUGCAACUGGAAACAAAUUGACGUAGCAGGAUAUAUAAGCAAGUAAUUCAGCAAAUUUCUCAGUAAGCCAAUGGACAAUCAUGGAGGAAUUCAAUCCAGAUCAGUUGAAGCAAUUGUGCUGUUUAAAACCAUACUUCGUCGAUUAUAUGAUGAUGCUGUACGAACAGGGUCGGCUUAUUCACUAGGCUCGGUAGGCCCAGACCUAGGGUGCUAUGGUAGAAGGGGGCGCCACGCGCUGGCGAAAUUCGCAAGUUUGCACGCCCCCUUCUCUGUUCCGCCAAUACUUUUCAUAUUCGUACUGCAACCUGCGACAGGCACUGUGGUAGAAGGGAGCGCCACGCGCUGGCGAAAUUCACAAGUUUGCGCGCCCCCUUCUCUGUUCCGCCAAUACUUUUUUUAUUCGUACUGCGACACAUCCUGACAUAUUCUGACAAGCGAAUUAAUGUUUUUCGUACGCUAGUGCAAAAGUAUCGAUUUAUUAUCCGUUAUUUUCUCUUCAGUCAAAAAUUUGCUCAACUCUACAUUUUUUGGUCAGAUACCCGCGCGAAAUAGUUUGCUACAUUCUACAUUGUAAUGCAACUGAACAGAAAUCGGACAUACAUUCUAUUAAUAGUAUAACAAAAAUUAGUGAUGAGUGUUAACAAAAUGAGUGGCGCCAAGCGCCGUAAAUUAGCGAAAGAAAAGCAAGAAAAAGAGUCGCUUAUAGCUAAAAAAAUUCCGCGAAUUGACCAUUUUUUCAUUCAUCAUGAAACAGCUGAAGAAGCGACGCACGCAUCAAGUUCUGCGACAACUGAGGAUUCGAGCGAGAAAAUAUCGCGUUUGCAUGAAAUUGUCGGAAAUGAAAAGGAAGAGAAAAUAGUCGACGAAGUCACUAAACUUACGAACACAGGAACUUCUGCAGCUGAAAUUCGUGGUAAUUCUGGUGAUGACGAUGAUAAUGAAGAACAUUCUCAUAUCAAUCGCGAACCAAACUGAUUCCGUAUUAGAUGCUCCAGAUUUUUCUGACCCUGGUCUAUGGCCAAUAAGGAAUUCAGAAGUAAUUAAUUUUAUUUUACGAUAUCCGUCGAAGCAACAGGACCCGAGAAUGAAUAAUUUCACAGCUUCAAAACGUGUCUAUGGGACUAAAGCCAGAUAUU